CAGUAUCCAAAUUAGAUGGUAGUUAGACUUAAGCCUCCAAAGCUUAGUCUUAUAUUUGGUUAUGUGACUAGCGGAAUACCCUUCAAGUUUUGUGUAUACGAAGAGCAGUCAAUGCUGAGUUGUUUGGUUACAAUAUUGAUAUAUUCUUUCUUUCUCCAAUAUUUUAGGUUUUCGUUUGAUCCUUCUGCAAAGUUAGGUCUUGAUAUUGCAUCUUGCAUUCUUACGAGGGCACCAAUGGGAGAAAAUGCUGAAGGAAAACCAAAAUACUGCAUUCGGCCUUAUACUCCUAUAUCUGAUCCAGAAGCCAAUGGAUACUUUGAUCUGUUAAUUAAGGUUUAUCCAGAAGGGAAAAUGAGCCAGCAUUUUGCAAGCUUAAAACCGGGCGAUGUACUUGCAGUGAAAGGGCCCAUUGAGAAAUUGCGUUACAGUCCAAACAUGAAGAAACAUAUAGGCAUGAUUGCAGGGGGCAGUGGCAUCACUCCAAUGCUCCAGGUGAUAGAGGCCAUUCUUAAGAACCCUGAUGAUAAUACUCAGGUCUCGUUGGUUUAUGCUAAUGUGUCACCUGAUGACAUACUGCUAAAGAAGAAACUUGAUGUACUUGCAGCCACCCACCCAAAUCUCAAGGUAUUUUACACUGUAGAUAAUCCAACCAAUGAUUGGAGAGGCGGUAUAGGUUACGUAUCGAAGCACAUGAUUGUGAAAGGACUACCUCUGCCUGGUGAUGAUACACUUAUCCUUGUAUGUGGCCCUCCUGGGAUGAUAAAACAUUUAUCUGGCGAAAAGCCAAAUCCACGUGAGCAAGGCGAGUUAACUGGACUACUCAAGGAUGUGGGCUUCACAAAAAACAUGGUUUACAAAUUUUAAUGAGUUUGUUAACGUUAUGUUCCAUUGCCUUCUAUUGAAUAAAAACCUUUUCUUUGGAAAAGCACAAUCUUCUACAACAUAAAGCGACGGUUUGGCGUUCAUGAUGUUUCCCGUAGGCCCUUGUAUAGAUUGUCUGAAGUGAGAAAUUUUUGGAACAUCUAGAAAAUAAUUCUAGGGGGAACAUAAAAAAACUUUAUAUCUGUCCACACUUGCUGACCUAGUAGUAACUGAAUUUAUGGAGGUAAAUCUCUCUUUUAUAUCAUUUUAUGGUCCUUUUAUAGUUUCA
Molecule: messenger RNA, 1150 nt
Organism: Lycium ferocissimum
Lineage: Eukaryota; Viridiplantae; Streptophyta; Magnoliopsida; Solanales; Solanaceae
Product: NADH-cytochrome b5 reductase-like protein
Exons: 10
Coding region: 16-864 (282 amino acids)
Molecular function (GO): cytochrome-b5 reductase activity, acting on NAD(P)H
Source: RefSeq, a predicted model, not a curated record